GGGGCGCAUUUUAGUACAAUAUACGUUACUCUUUAACGAGAUACAAUAAAUUGUGUGCUGGUUGAGCAUAUUUUAUCGCAAGAGUGUUAUGUUUUUACUACGUCGCGGAAGGAUCUAAUUUUCUCAAGCGAGGGUCGACACAUCCGCCCAGUUUUCCGAUGUUUCAUUCCCCCCGAGUUGAAAAUGGAGUUCGAUUAAAGCAGAUGUCCACCAACUUCUCAAGGAAAUUUCAAGUCUACAUGCUUUUACUUUAAGCGUCAGUAUUAAUAUUGAAAACAGUUGAACCCUUUUUCGACUUUGGAUGCCUUUACUGCAAAUUACUCGGACACGUUGACGGAGCAACGCUCCACAGCGCUUUUUCAAGUGUUGUCCUGGACCUGAAGUUGGCGAAUGGAUGCUCGACAGCCAGCCACGAAUAACCUGCCAAACGUUACAGUCUGCAACAAUUUCUACAUUUUUUGAGGAUCUAUUCAUUUUUGCAAACCGGGGAGCUGUGUUUGUUGAAGAGGAUGGUGCCGAUGGCCCAUUUGUUGUGGUCGGAUUUUACUUCCAGGGAGGAUAAAAUGAAUCAACGGUUGUCAAUCCUCCUCGCUAUUUAACGUUAGUUCCAGCCAGCAAAGCUAACGUUAAGCUAGCUUCUCUUGGUUCUCACAGGGACGCUUAGUUAGGCAUGCCCCAUUGUACAUCGUUUACUUACCAUCCAAAAUAGGGGUCAUUUCUACAUGUGAAGGAAAAUGGUGAUAUUUGUGGUAUUUUAUCCCGCCGUCACUGCGUCGUCGAUGCUAUUGCUAGGAUUUGGAUCCCCGUGAGGAAAAAAAUGAGUGAAGAUUCAACAAAUCCAAACAACGAUGACAGUUAUGCGCGUGUGAGAGCAGUGGUCAUGACUCGGGAUGACUCCAGCGGUGGGUGGCUUCCCCUGGGGGGCGGAGGCCUUAGCUGUGUCACCGUCUAUAAGGUUAGCCGGGCGGAGGACAGCAGCAGCACCCACAGCGGAGGCAGCGGAGGAAGCAGCAGCAACCUCAGCCCCUGUAGCCCCAGUCCUAGUCCCAGUCCCAGCCCUAGUCCCAGCCCCACCGCUGUGGAGUUCCACAUCAAGGGCGAGAGGCUCAAAGACAAAUUGGUGGUGCUGGAGUGUGUCCUGCAGAAAGACCUAAUAUAUAACAAGGUCAACCCCAUCUUCCACCACUGGAGGAUCAACAACAAGAAGUUCGGACUGACUUUCCAGAGCCCUGCUGACGCCCGUGCCUUUGACCGGGGCAUACGUCGGGCCAUUGAGGACAUCAACCAAGGUUGUCGGUCGUUUGGGGAAGGGGAUACUCCCGAGGAUGGACUACCGGUGUGUGAUGAGCCUCCCUCUAUUUGUACCCCAAUGAAAGAGCCCUUCUCUCCGCUGAAUAAUGUCGUCUCCACCGAGCCAUUCAGGGGCUGCUACGUCCGCGCCCAGCCCUUCGACGAGUUCCCCUCCAGCAACCGCCGUUACCUGCCUCCACAGGUCUCCUUUAAGUCGACUCGUCAUGUCAGUUUUCACAUGGACGAAGAGGAGAUUGUUCGCAUCAACCCACGCAAAGAUGUGCUCAUCCGCGGCUAUGAGGACUAUCGCCACCCUGUCAUGUGGAAACAGGAGGCAGACCGCGAUGACCUGGACUUCCCCACCGCCUUCCACAAACUGGACAGUAAGAAGUGCGAGUACCUCUUCCCCGAUGGCCCGGGUGGGGACUCCCUCUCUGGCCCUGGUAUGGGCAUUGGAACAGGUAUGGGGCUAGGUCUGGGCAAGGACACAGCCAUCAAGACUCAGCCCUCGCCCCUGUUGAAGUCCAAGAAGGGCCGACGGCGGCGAGAGGACGGCGAGCGUUCACGCUGCAUCUACUGUCGGGAGAUGUUCAACCACGAAGACAACUGGCGGGGGCAGUGCCAAGACGCCCCCGACCCGAUCAAGCAGUGCAUCUACAAAGUCAGCUGCAUGCUGUGCGCCGAGAGCAUGCUGUACCACUGCAUGUCCGACUCUGAGGGCGACUUCUCAGACCCCUGCUCAUGUGACACAUCUGACGAGCAGUUCUGCCUGCGCUGGCUGGCCCUGGUGGCGCUUUCCUUCAUAGCGCCCUGCAUGUGCUGCUACCUGCCUCUGCGCGCCUGCCACCACUGUGGCGAGGCCUGCCGCUGCUGCGGGGGCAAGCACAAGGCCGCGGGGUGACCUGACGACGGACUCUGGGACACCCUCACAGCUAGCUAACACAGGAAGUGGAUAAAAGCGGAAAAUUAAAAGCCGGCAUCCUUUUUUCAUUCCCUCUCAGACGGGGUGAUAUGUUGUUGAUCCCCAGCUCUGAGGGCUUUUGGAGAUUUCAGUUUGUGUUUGUCGCCGACAAGCAGCGGUGGAGGACAAACCAUAUGCUUUGUGGGGGCUCUGAGCAUCAAGCUAAGUUCAGGAGCUUAAUCUGAGGAGAAGAGGAGGAGGAGGCAUCAAGAUUAAUAGACUUGGAGAUGUUACUAAACACACCUGUACACACACGCACACACACCUCUCUCUCACAUUCACACUCAUGCAUUGACAAAGCCAGGCCACAAAUGUCUGAACUCUACUACAAGUAAUGUGUAACUUUAUGAAGGUAAAUUGUCUUUUGUACAGAGAGCGACAACUUAAUGACAAAAAAAGAAAACAAAGCUAUUCUGCGUUCAGAAAAAAUACUUGCUGUUUGAGUAUGCUAAAAGGGAUAUGUUCUUGCUUUUUUGUGAAUUUGCAGUUGGGUAACAGUGGCCUUUCCUUCAUGGCUUAAGCAUUUGCUGACAAUGUAAUUACUAGACAGAGAAAAGUGCACUAGAAAUGGUACCCUCCCCCCCAAGAGUAAAGGUAACCCUUUCAAAUUCUUGUGGUACAUUAACCACCAUGUUUAGAGUAAUUUUAAAAUUUGAGAGACUUUGCGGUCUCUCAAAUGUUACGUUGUGGUGGAUGUAUGGCCAAUUCCUUGUUUUCCUUUCCAUCGAAUGUUGAAAGAAAUCAAAAAGUAACAGUUGUUUUUGAAGGUACAGCUUGGUAUAGCUUUUGACAUUCAUUUAGAAGAUGUUAAAAUGAUUACCUUGCUUUCCCGAGGUGAUUUAGACCAUUUGAUUGCAUUCCAAAAUAAAGGGAUUAAUUCCAUGAUUAGAAGGGAAAAAAUGGUAAUGACUUUACCAUGCUUCCCCAAAAUAGUUUUUUCCACAUCAUGAAAAUAGCAUUAGAACCUCUUGAACCAUUUAAAUUGAAACCAAUACAUGACAAUUUCAUUUACUCCAGUAAAUUUCAGUUUUAGUCCAGUUAUUUACUGCUGUAGUGAAAUUGUUUGGUGUUUUUGUUUCUUCAUUGUUAUUUUCCUGCUCAUUUUAUAAUUAUUUUUGAAACAAAGGCUGAAAUGUUGCUCAACCAGCAAGUUUUGUUUUGGUGAGUAAAGGGGUUACAGCUCCUUGGCUAAAUGAUGAGGCACUUAAAUUAGGCUGUUCUUUUACUGAGAACUCUGUACAUACAUUUGACUAAUUUAACAUCCUGUUUGGCAUGGGGGAAAACCCUCCUGAAAGCACUGCUCUCCAAGCUUUGGUUGCAGCACCCUCUCCAAAUUUCAAUGUUUGUCCCAUGAAUUAGUUCUUUUGUUUUAUUUGCCCCUCUUAUCCUGUGUAAAUGUAGUAUUUCGUUGUUCCUCAAAAGUUAAAGUCCACUCCUUCCGUGUGUCUUCAUUUAACAGGCCCUGAAUGAAUGAAUGCAUUGUUUCUGGAAUGCUGAGUAUCUUAGCUAUUACAAAACUUACAGAUCUUAUGUAUGUGUAUGUGUGCAUAGAUCUUCAUAUGCACUGUUGAUUUGAUGUCCUGUAAUGUCACCACUGACUAUGUGAUUAAGGCUUUGACUUUGACCUGUUUCCCGAAACAUCUUUGACAUUUUGAGAAAUUCACUUAUUUGCUUUCUUUUCGAGAAUUUGUUUGCUAGUUUGGCUCUCUCUAAAUGUAACAAAUUUUGCCUUCUAGCACCUCAAAAGUUCACUAAUUAUCAUGUUAUAUCUCAUUUGUUUAAUUCAUAUAAAAACCAAAGUGUAAAAAUGGCAAUUUUUGGUUUUACUUGGGGUUAUGUGUGGGACUAUUUCUUGGAUGGGCACAGUGACUUCCUGGAGUCCUGUCAUCACCAUGAGGUUGCCAUGCAAAAACUAUAGUUACAGUGCAUGGCCAAGAAAUAGUCCCACACAUAACCCCCAGUAAAACCACAGCGUGUUAAGUAGUGAGCUUUAGCGGUGCUGUUAGGUGGAUUUUGUAACCUUUGGACAGAGCCAGGCUAGCCGUUUCCCCUUGUUUCCAGUCCUAAUGCUAAGCUAAGCUAACCAGCUGCUGGCUCUACCUUCAUAUUUAAUGGAUAGAAACAAGAGUGGUAUCAAUCUUCUCAUCUAACCCUCAACAAGAAAGCAAACAAGCGUAAUGUCCCAAAAUGUCAAACUACUCCUUCAAGAUCCUUUGGGGAAAUGGGGACUAGGCAGACUGUACGCCAGAGUCUAGCUAUGUUUGAACCCCAUUUCCCACCCAAAAGAGUAGAUAAUUUUUAAAUUGAACAUGUCUUGCUCCCAAAACCAUUGUUGACUCAAACUAGUCUGAACAACAACACUUAGAUUAAAACAAACUCCCAACAGUAAUAACAGUUCAGUUUGGACGUCUGGCUGCAAUAACUGAAAUUAUCCCUAACUAAGGCAUUGUGCCGAGUGGCACUUUGGUCUCGACACGACUGGAUUACUGAAGAAACAUUUUCCUAAUUCCACCCUGACCAACGCUCCCUUUACUUUCUAUGCAAACUUUCUAAUGUGGGAAACACAUUGACCUCUCUGCAGACUGAGUCAGUGACGGGACAGGACACUUUAACGCUAUUUAGGCAGACGACCAACCCCUGGUACCAAACUCCAAACACAUGUAAAUACUUGACACUAUAUUUAAGUUCAAGAUAAUAAUCCCAGCUUUUUUUGUCUUUGAAAUUUUAAAGAUAGAGCUGUAUUUAUCGUUGCUGUCAGCAUAUACUGUAGCUUCAAUUGACAGCAUUAUGUACAUAGGUCACCUUUUAGUAUUAUUUCACAUUGAAAAGUAGAGGGCUUUUGUGAUGGAAAUGACUAUUGAGCUUCUAAUAGAGUUUCUCUCUAGUUUUGUACGGUAGAAGGAAGGAUAGUGCUAACAUGGUACAGUAGUGGCAGUCCACUUGUUUCAAAAGUUUGAUAUAUAAAUAUAUAUAUAUACAUACAUAUAAAGCUGCUAGAUACAAUCACUAAUUUUAUUGUGUUGACAGAGAAAAUCAGCUAUGAACGACUGUUAAACCCUAAUUCUCCAACAGCAUAUAACCAUGAUGGUGAGUUUUUAAAUGUUUGAUUGCUCUGUGUGAUGAAGUGGACACUUGUGCAUGUGUGUGGGUGCGCGAGUGUUGCUAUAUACGUGCGUUCUUGUGUGCCCAUGAGUGUGUGUACUGUAUGCGUGUUAGUUUCCAGCGCGCUGGGCACAUGGGAGAAGUUUGCCCUCAGGGCUUUCUGCCAGAAAGCCUUUCUGCCAGAAAGCCUUACUACUUGGUUAGGUUUAGGCACCAACACUACUUGGUUAGGUUGAGGGGAAAAAAGAACAGCAGAAAGCCUUUCUGCCAGAAAGCCCUGAAGGCAAACUUCUCCCACGUGUGCAUGCUGGCGGUGUGUGCGUGCGGGGUUGGUGUGUAACCAAAUGUUUGGUUGGUUGUCAUAUUCUCCCAUUGUAAUUGGAUUGCCCUGCAUUUAUUGCAAACUGAACCAAGGUUUGAUGAACCUGAUUAAAACUUGCUGGCUGAGAAGCAAAAUGUAGGACGUGCAUUUAUACAAAGUGUAGAGAAUGCUGAAAUAACACUUCUCAUUCUGCAUUAACCAGCACAGUGCAACUUCCUGUCAUGUACUGUAUUAUAUAUGCAACAUGUGUCUGUCUGCUUUAAUAUAUAUUUUUUUUUGACCUGCAUUAUAUAAGACUUCAGUUUUAACCACUUUGCUGCUAGUCUUUUAUCCUCUUUCAAUCUUGGAAAUUGUGCAUAUCUUUGGGAAUGCAUACAAGUGUACAUUCUUGACAUUGUGUAGAUUAAAAAAGAAAAAAACCUAUAUAAACCUGUUUCUCUUCAGUGUAUUGUUUUAAAAAGGUUACUUUUCACAGCAGUUGAGUGGUUAUGUUUCAAUUCUCCGAUGCUUUGGUGCACUGAUGAUACUCUAUGUAAGCUUUUUUUCAUCUUACAGCGCUUGAUGUAACAUUUGUGAUUAGUUCUAAAUAGUGGAAGACAUUUGUGUUUUGAAACUUGCAGUAUAAAUGGUACUACUCUUAACUAUUCUGUAAACACUGCCUGUUUUCUUUCUUUUUCUUUCAAUCUCUCUUUGUGCAUAUUUCUUUCCUGUGCAUCUUUUUUUUCCUUUAAGUUUCUUAGUGCCAUCGGCUUUCACAUCCUGACAACCUCAAAAAAGUGCCUCACGUCCAUCCUAGUUUCCAUUUUAUAAUUUAACAUCUCUCGUUCUGGUUCUAUUGGUUUCUACACGUCUAGGUAUUUCUUAUCAUGGUUCGAGAAUACCAAGUAUAUGAUGUAAAAUUUAUAGUCCCAAUAACAUGUCAUAGUUGUAUUUUCUUUAUACAGAUGUAGCUUGUUACUUUUCAUAAAUAUAUAAUGUAAAUAUGCAUACAUAUGUUUGUAACUGUUUUUAUGUUACAUCAUACACUUGUAAUUUGACAUAUCAAAUAACAUUAUCAUAAUAAAAUGGUGAGUUUUAA
Siniperca chuatsi (mandarin fish) is the source of this 6753-nucleotide messenger RNA. RefSeq names its product sprouty related EVH1 domain containing 1 (gene spred1). Gene Ontology annotation, biological process: negative regulation of MAPK cascade; multicellular organism development. Bases 818 to 2191 code for a protein of 457 amino acids. The record is from RefSeq and is a predicted model, not a curated record. NCBI's taxonomy places the organism in Eukaryota, Metazoa, Chordata, Actinopteri, Centrarchiformes, Sinipercidae. The transcript is spliced from 6 exons. Gene Ontology annotation, cellular component: membrane. Gene Ontology annotation, molecular function: protein kinase binding.